CGUGGCGUCGCGCUUUUCAAACGGUAGAUUCUCAGUGCCAGAAAAAAAAAGAAACGCAAAAACGCUUUUGUGGUUUUUCGUGAAUUAAUUUCGCUUGUUUAAAUGUUUAAUGCACGUGCUAUGGAUGUGGGCCCUUCGGCCAACGAUGACCAGCAAUUGUUUCGCAAUUUGAUGGAGGUGCAGCAGGAAUUGUCCUGCCUGCUGGAGUCCAAUGAAAAUCUCGCAGAGUCGCGUGCUGCUGCUUCUUUGGAGCUCCAGGACUCCGACAAUGACGUGAGCAGCUCGACGUCGGGCGUUCUGUCGGAGAUCCAACACAACUUCCGUGUGCUCCGACUGGACAACAGUGCACCACGCUUCGAAUUCCACGGUUGGGGAUGCUUGCAACAGCUCCAGAAGCGUUCCCGCCAGUUUGGAUACUGCGGUGCUCCGGCCAAGAAGUCCCGAUCUGGAGAAGCCGCCUGUUUCAUGGUCACCGGCCCCAAGCAGGAGCAGCUGCAGAAGGAGAAUGUGUGGAACCAGCAGCGCCACGAGGAGGUGAAUAGCUCGCCCAUGUCCGUUGCGAGCCUGCGUUCGAUUGGUCUCCACGGCGAUUGCCUGGAGCACAAUCCCGUGCUGCGCGUGAUGGAUCUGUUCAGGUCCCUGCAUGAUCACCUGACCGCCGACUUGGGCUUUUCGCGCCAAAACUCGAUGCCCUCCGAUUACCUGUUCGAUGCGCCCUUCAAGAACUCUAUGCCCAAGAGCCUCAAUGUGCGCUACCAACUGCAGGUGCUGUGCUCCAAAACGGACCGGUUCCUGAUCAAACAGCGUCGCAUCCUGGAGACAAAUCGCAGCUUCGACUACGAGAAGUACAGCGAGUGCGACAAGUUGAUCAAGGGAUCGACCUCCUAUUUGCAGUCAUUCAACCAAUUCAUGAACGUCGAAAUGCGCCAUCGAAACGGAAACUUUAUCACCCAAUCGGCCAAGUUCAAUGUGCAGCGCUUGGAGAGCUUGCUGAUCGGUCUGCGCGAGUGGCUGAAGGCCACGCAUCUCAGUGUGCACGUGUUCAACUGGGAAAUGGACCUGGAGCACCGCUACUCGGCGGCCAUGACCGAGAGCCACAAGUCCUUGCAGGAGCGAGCCAUCCUUUUGGCUGGUGCCGAGCUGCAGGCGGCCAAGCCACGGGGCAUCACUGUCGAGGAGCUGUACAUCGCCAAGAGGUAUAAGCUGGAGAGGGUGAUGACCUGUGCCAUCGAGCAGGACGAGUUCCUCACCGCUCUGCUCGCCCAUCCGGAGACCUACUUCCCGCCCCAAGUUGUGGCCAUUUGCGGACCACCCAAAGUCGUUGUGGACAUGGAAGAUUCUGAGGAGGUGGAGGAAUAUGAAGACGACGCGCCAUCAUCCCCGCCGCGAAGCAACGAUCGUACAUUUUUCCGCUUUAGAAGCUAAACUGGAUCUGUAAGGAUCGACAAAAGUAACGCAUCAAAUGGGCAAUUUAAGAAAUUACCUAUUUCAGAGGUAUCUAUUCUUAUUUUGUACCUUACCUUAUCAAUUACUCACUCAAAAGCAAAAACGACAUUAAUAUUUUAAUAUUUAUUUGACCAAGUCGAAAAAGAUUUGUCAAUCAAAUUGGAUGCCAUUGUAGGUUUAAGAAUUUAUUUUACACUUUUAUUAAGUAGCAAAAUCCAAACGAAAAUGAUUUGUUAUUUAUCUUUCAAAAUUGGCUACAAAUAUGUACCGACUUGUACUUAAAUAAUAAGCUUUUGUGCAACUUAAAAAAGCCGAAAUUAAAACAAAAACCAAUUCCUAAUAAUAUUUUUACAUUUAUUUGUCCAAGUCAAAAAUGAGGCUUGCUUUCUUUUAUAUAACACUUUAUUUUAUUUGUAAUAUAGUAAGAAGAAAAUAACCGAGUGCCUGAAUUUAUUUUGCAUCUAAAUUUAAUUUGUAAGAGGAACCUACCAGCGAAUUGUUUGCUUUGCAUUUGUAUUUUGAAAGCCAAAUAAAUAUUCACAUAUCUGCUUUAACUAA
This is a messenger RNA of Drosophila subpulchrella, 2004 nucleotides long. RefSeq names its product protein bag-of-marbles (gene bam). Lineage: Eukaryota; Metazoa; Arthropoda; Insecta; Diptera; Drosophilidae. The transcript is spliced from 3 exons. The record is from RefSeq and is a predicted model, not a curated record. Bases 103 to 1425 code for a protein of 440 amino acids.